AUGUCCUCGUGUCCUUCUGGUUUAACUCUGAGCGAAGCAUGUCUUUCAUCUUCCAAUGACACUGACAGCGAUUCGGAUUAUGACUCCCUAUUCGAUGGCAAUGGUGAUUUCGAUGAGCCUCCGAGUAGUCGUUCCACUACGGAUAUCGAAGAUGUGGUCCAAAAGCACCAUCCAGCAUCGCGAUCUGCACCUCCUAUACCUGGCUUGUACCUCGAUCCGACAGUAUUGAUACCAUCUGAUAUCGCGAACCGAUUGUGGACGGCAUGCAUGGGAAUGUACUUCAAAGAUGGAACCGUCAAUCAAAUCAUGCUCUUUGAACGAGCUAGAUCUGCGAAACUGGAGGGCGAGCCAAUCAACCGCUUACCUCCCAUUCUGCUGGAGCUUCUUGAUACGCUGGAAAAGCUGUUGAAAGAUGUCGUUCCUCCGGAUGUUCACGCGCUUCUUUUCCCGUCAACCGAUGAAAGUGGUCAAGCUCGACAAGUGAUUCUGAAUCACUACAGACCCGGCGAAGGGAUCACUCCUCAUGUUGACUUGCUAAAGCGUUAUGGAGAUGGGAUUAUCGAACCGUUUGAGAUACCUCCGGAAUCCCAUGCCGUAUAUCUACCAGAGCGGAGCGUUAUUGUCUUGACGGAAGAAGCAAGGUACACCUGGACACACGGGAUUUCGAAACGCGUUGAGGACGAAGUCGAGAGUCUUGAUGGGUGUUUGUCGGAGAGCCUACCUCGGGGUGAACGACUUAGUAUCACUUAUCGAUGGCUACUUCCUGGAGCAGACGUUGUCGGUGCAUAG
Messenger RNA from Fomitiporia mediterranea MF3/22, 789 nucleotides. RefSeq lists its product as uncharacterized. The record is from RefSeq and is a predicted model, not a curated record. NCBI's taxonomy places the organism in Eukaryota, Fungi, Basidiomycota, Agaricomycetes, Hymenochaetales, Hymenochaetaceae. Gene Ontology annotation, biological process: fatty acid metabolic process; DNA damage response. Gene Ontology annotation, cellular component: mitochondrial matrix. The coding region runs from base 1 to 789 and encodes 262 amino acids. The transcript is spliced from 2 exons.